AGAUCCAGAUAGAAUAGCAAACCUCUGCUUCUUCUCAUCCCAGCCUCAAAAGAGGAUAAUGUGUUGGCUUUGUGUGCUGUUGAAUUCCUCCUCUAACAACUUGGCAAUCAAAGAAGAACCAGGAGAAGACCUUGACGUCGCUCUGGAUGGAAGUAGCAAUGCUGGACCCUGGGGAAUUGCUGGGGAGAAGACCCCCGAGGAGGACACUCUUGGCCCCAAUGUAAAGCCAGAGCAAUGCAAAAAGGAGCCAGGAGAAGACCGUGAUGUUUCCCUGGAUGGAAGUAGCAAUGGCAGACCCUGGGUCAUUGCUGGGGAGAAGACCCCUGAGGAGGAUGCUCUUGGCCCCAAUGUAAAGCCAGAGCAAUGCAAAAUACCCCCGGCAGGAGAGGCCAAUGAAGUUGAGCCAGACACCAAGCAGGGAGCACCCCUCCGGUGGGUGGUGAAGGAGGAGGGCAACGGGAGCGCAACGGUGCUGAGCGAAAACGAGUGGAGUCUUCUUCCUCUUCAUCCAUCUUUCUCAGGCAAAGAUGGGAGAGAGAGUGAGAACAAGGAGACAAUGCCUGAUUCACAGGUUAACGUUCAGCAUCGAAAUGAUGAGGAGAACACAGAGGGGAGGAAAGGAGCAGCGAUGAGAGAACAAACAGAGAAAAACAUGCUUUGUCCAUCAAUCCUUUCCCAGUUACAUGAAGAGAAAGCGCAGGGAUGUGCCGAGUGUGAAAAGACCUACUGCAUGAAUGCGCAUGAAUCUCGAAUAAUGUUCACACUAGAGAAGCUAUAUCAGUGUUUAGGGUGUGGAAAGCAGUUCAGUUCCUACGGUUGUGUGGUUUCACACAAAAAUAACCACAAAGAGCAGAAACCGUAUCAAUGCCGGGAGUGUGACCAGAGUUUCCGGCUGAAAAAUGAACUCUUAUCACAUCAAGGAACGCACCCAGGGGACAAACCGUACAAAUGUUUUGAGUGUGGAAAGAGUUUUCAUGAGAGUACAGAGCUUCUUCAACAUGAAGUGUAUCACAGAGGGGAGAAAUUUUACAAAUGUUUGGAAUGCGGACAGCACUUCCAUUCUGCCGGUCUCCUUGACGCACAUGGAAAAACCCACGCGGAGAAGCAAUCAGGUUUGGACUGUGGUAAGAGCUUCCAUACAAGCGCACCUCUUAUCAGCCUCAAAUUCAUCCACGUGGAGGAUAAGCCAUAUAAAUGCAUGCAGUGUGGGGAAAGCUUCAGUGUGAGAGAUUGCCUGGAGAUACAUAACAGAACCCAUACAGUAGAGAAACCGUUUAAAUGUAUGGAUUGCGGAAAGACCUUCACGGUACGUUCACACCUUAAAGUGCACAAAAGACUCCACACAGGAGAGAAGCCGUAUCAAUGCCUGGAGUGUGGGAAGAGCUUCCAUGUGAAAGAGCACCUCACUGUGCAUAAUAGGACCCACACAGGAGAGAAGCCGUACAAAUGUGUGGAGUGUGGGAGGUGCUUCAGCGUGAGAGGAAACCUUAAUGAGCAUCGAAGAAUCCACACGGGAGAGAAACCAUAUCAAUGCGUGGAAUGUGGGAAGAGCUUCCGCGUGAGAAGAAGCCUCACUGAGCAUGGAAGGACCCACGUGAAAGACAAAACGUACGCAUGCCUCGAGUGCGGAAAGAGCUUUGGCAAUAAAUCAGGGCUUUGCUCCCACCAACGAAUCCACACGAGGAAACCAAACAAAAUGCUUGGAGUGUUGAAGGAACUUCGCCCGAAGGCUUCCUGACACCAUAUGCAGUUUUGGAAUAAAGAAAGACACUCUGUUUACAUAGAAAUAUUUGUUAAAACCCAACCCCGAAACCCUGAGUAGACUUAUUCAUUGAGCAAUGUGAGUCCUUAACUCUUCUAAACAUAGAAAUAUUCAUCUUCUUUGAAUAGAUGGAUGAACGGCAUGAGACUUGGCCAUCUCGGAAUAUCUUAGCCCAGUGACUUUAGUUGAAUUUUAAAGCGUUUUUAAGGAUCUAAUAUGUUAAAAGUGUGAAUAUAUUAUGUCUUGUUUAUUUAAGCUGUUUAUUUACUUGUUAUUUGUACCUUCGGCAUUGAAUGCUUGCCAAUGUGUUUUAUUUUGCUGUAAGCUUUCCUCCGAGGAGAUAGGGUGGGCUAUAAAUAAAGCAUUAUUAUUAUUA
This is a messenger RNA of Anolis sagrei ordinatus, 2138 nucleotides long. The record is from RefSeq and is a predicted model, not a curated record. NCBI's taxonomy places the organism in Eukaryota, Metazoa, Chordata, Lepidosauria, Squamata, Anolidae.